Messenger RNA from Aspergillus niger, 822 nucleotides. RefSeq lists its product as uncharacterized. Lineage: Eukaryota; Fungi; Ascomycota; Eurotiomycetes; Eurotiales; Aspergillaceae. The coding region runs from base 1 to 822 and encodes 273 amino acids. The transcript has 2 exons. Gene Ontology annotation, cellular component: mitochondrion. Gene Ontology annotation, molecular function: NADP binding; dihydrofolate reductase activity. The record is from RefSeq and is a predicted model, not a curated record. Gene Ontology annotation, biological process: dihydrofolate metabolic process; folic acid metabolic process; tetrahydrofolate biosynthetic process.
AUGCCCCCAUCACGCCCCAUAACCCUCAUCGUCGCAACGACCCCCAUCCCCACCGAAGGCAGCUCAAUCCGCCUCGGCAUCGGCCACUCCGGGACUCUCCCCUGGCCACGAAUCAAAACCGACAUGUCGUUCUUCGCGCGCGUCACCUCCCGGCCACCUACCCCGGGCACCACCAACGCCAUCAUAAUGGGUCGGAAGACGUACGACUCUGUGCCUGCGCAUCUCCGCCCGCUGGCCAAGCGCAUCAGCACUAUUAUAACACGGGAUGUGGAUUCUCUAACUGAGAGGGUGGGGAGGGAGGUUGAGGUUAGGCGGGAGAAGAUUGCUGCGUCUGCUGCUGCAUCUGCAUCUGCUGGUGGUAAUGGGGGGAAUGCUGAGCAACCCGCAACGGAUGCGAUUGUGUGCGGGGGACUAAAUGAUGCGCUGCAGCAGCUGGAGACGAGGUAUGGAGAGGAAGGGAAGCUGGGGAAGGUGUUUGUGAUUGGGGGGGCGGAGAUAUAUGGGGCUGUUUUGGCUGCGGGAAAGGAUGUUUGGGGAGGGCCAGUGAGGAUUGUGAUGACGAAUGUGGAGAAGAAGGGGUAUGCGGAGGGGAAUAAGGGGGAGGUGUUUGAGUGUGAUACGUUUUUCCCCGUGGAUGAGGAGUUGUUUGGGGAGAAGGAGGGGUGGAGGAAGGUUAGUGCGGAGGAGGUUACGGAGUGGGUUGGGGAGGUGGUUACUGGGGAGUGGAUUGAGGAGGGGGAUGUUAGGGUGCAGAUGAGGCUAUGUGCGCGGGCGUACGCCGGUGUCUAUCACAGUACAGUUGAUAUGGUUAUGGCAAGGUAG